AUGUUCAUAGAAGAUAUUAGAAAUGAUUUUUAUAAUGUUCUUCUAGGCAAUAGAGUGCUCCUUCUAGUUCACUAUGAUGUUGAUGCAGUGUGCGCUUGUAAGAUAUUGCAGGAUUUGUUCAAGUGCGACAAUAUUUCAUAUACAUUAGUCCCAGUGGGGGGUAUAUCUGAUCUGAAGACUGCUUAUGAUGAAAACAACGAGGAGAUCAAGUACGUGGUGCUGGUGAACUGUGGUGGAACGAUAGACCUGGUCGAUAUACUGCAACCUGAGGAAGAUGUGGUUUUCUUUGUCCUUGACUCCCACAAACCGACAGAUAUCUGCAAUGUUUACAGUGAUGGACAGGUGAGACUGAUCUACAAAGAUGAUGAAGAGAACAUUCCAAACUUUGACGACAUAUUCAGAGACGAUGACGAGGAUGAGGAUUUGGAAUCGGAGCAAGAGCGUCGCAGUACAUUGGAGGAUGUUGUGGAGCGGAGGCGCGCGCGCAAGGUGUGGGAGGAGCGUCGACACACGCUCCUGUUCAACUACACGCAGUUCUCCUACUACGGGAAACCUAGCGCAUGUGUAGCUCUAGAAGUAGCGGCGCGAGCGUCCCGCUGUACGACGGCGACGCUAUGGGCCGCCGCCGUGGCGGCUGCAGCGCACGAAGCGCUGCACCAGCGCUCGCCCGCGCGCUGCCUGCUGGACGCCGAGCCGCUACAGCGCUACGUGGCCGCCGCGCAGCGCCACACCGCCGGCGACGUGGCGCGCGUGUCGCUGGAGAAGGACGCGCCGCUGCCGCUGUACCGGCUGUGGUCGCUGGAGGCCGCGCUGCGCCACGCCGCCGCGCUGGCGCCGCUGCUGCGCCUGCACGCGCGCUCGGGCGCCGCGCGCCUGCGCCAGCUGCUCGCCGACAUGGGCUUUCCCCUGCAACAAGCCCGUCAAGCUUACCGCUCGAUGGACGUGGAUCUCCGGAAGUCUCUCCUCACAGCCCUGGAGACAGCGGCUCCCAAGUACAAGUUACCCGUUCCAACUAGGGCCACAUUCCUGUUGCAUCGGCCACACGCCCCCCCUCUGUCCGCCUUAGACAUGGUGUACGCUGUAAUGGCGCUUAUUGAGCACGAAACAAUCCCCCGAGCUGAAGGUUUCCAACAUGCGUUAGCAGCGCUCCAAGUGACGGGAGAGAAUGAUGCCUUAAAGCUAGGAGUAGCGGCUGCAAGACGAGCUUUGGAAGCGGUGGCUAGGCUAGCCAAUAGUAUCCUGUCCUCUAGAGGCCUGAUGCUGGCUGGACCAUUUAACUAUUUUAUUGUUCAAGAGGGUACACCCGAAGCGAGCGCGGUGCGCGGCCCGCUAUGGCUGCGCGAGGUGGCGCGGUGGGUGUCGCGCGGCGCGCCGGGUGGCCCGCGCGCGCUGCUGGCCGCCGCGCCCGCCGCGCCGCAGCGCUGCCUGCUGCUGGGCCUGCCGCCGCGCUUCGACCAGGAGCCGCGCAAUUUAUUUGGCGCAGCGUUUGAGCAAGCGUCGGCUAAGAGUGGAGCCUCAGUGUCUCUGGACCACGUGGACUCGUCAGUGGUGACGCUGCCCAUAGCUCAGAGGGCACAGUUUCUGGACGCUCUCACAGCACUACUCGCCUGAUAUAUACGCUUAAAACAUGAAUUUAUAAAUGUACCUACACUUAAUAUUAAGAUAUGUGUGCUAUAUGUCCCAUCACUACAUGGAGAGCGAGACUUAUGUGCAGCUCCUGGGGCUUGGGGGUAGGGUCGGCAAUGCGCUUGGAAUGCUGGUUUUGAAGGU
This is a messenger RNA of Melitaea cinxia (Glanville fritillary), 1770 nucleotides long. RefSeq names its product cell division control protein 45 homolog (gene Cdc45). Gene Ontology annotation, molecular function: DNA replication origin binding; chromatin binding; single-stranded DNA binding. The transcript is spliced from 10 exons. Lineage: Eukaryota; Metazoa; Arthropoda; Insecta; Lepidoptera; Nymphalidae. Gene Ontology annotation, cellular component: DNA replication preinitiation complex. The coding region runs from base 1 to 1611 and encodes 536 amino acids. Gene Ontology annotation, biological process: double-strand break repair via break-induced replication; mitotic DNA replication preinitiation complex assembly; DNA replication initiation. The record is from RefSeq and is a predicted model, not a curated record.